Messenger RNA from Cloeon dipterum, 7513 nucleotides. Its product is annotated as tyrosine-protein phosphatase Lar-like. NCBI's taxonomy places the organism in Eukaryota, Metazoa, Arthropoda, Insecta, Ephemeroptera, Baetidae. The record is from RefSeq and is a predicted model, not a curated record. The transcript has 32 exons. The coding region runs from base 224 to 6301 and encodes 2025 amino acids. Gene Ontology annotation, molecular function: protein tyrosine phosphatase activity; protein binding. Gene Ontology annotation, biological process: peptidyl-tyrosine dephosphorylation involved in inactivation of protein kinase activity. Gene Ontology annotation, cellular component: signaling receptor complex.
UCCAUGUUCCAUGUUGUUUGACUGACACUGUUGUAUUGCAGUGCGGGGUGACGGUAAACUCGCGUUCCGUCGGCGCUUUUCAGUGAAAAUACACGGUGCAUCGGGCGAAUCGGCGCCCGCGAGCUGUUCGCCGACUGCGUCUGCACGAUGGCCAGCUGAUUCGGCCGUCGUUGGCCGCUGAAAGGAAAAUAAACGCGGACGAGGGAGCGAACGAGAAGGAGAAAUGACGCUGCGUCGGCUCUCUCUGCUGCUACUGCUGCUCGUCAAUGGACUCCGCGCCGACGACGAGAGCUUGUUUCUGAAGAAGCCACUGGACAUGACCGUGCGGACCGGAGGCGUCGCCAACUUCUACUGCCAAACACAGCCCGGAGUCGAGAUUCACUGGCGAAAAAAUAAUAAAAAGAUCAAUCCGACCCAGGCUCGGUACCAAACGUACAUCGACACCAGCACUGGACACUCGAUCCUGCGCAUCCAGCCGGCGAAACACUCGCGCGACGAUGCCAGUUACGAGUGCGUGGCCAACACCGACGUCCGGGAAGAAGUGGCCGAUGCCGUGCUCACCGUGCACGAAAUUGAUCCUCCUGGCUUCCCGAACGCGACUCUGAGUCCGUCGACGUCGAAGGUGGUCGAGCUCGGGCAAAGCACGGCGUUGGGUUGCGAAGCGACUGGAAAUCCGAAGCCGCAUAUCGUCUGGCUCAAAAACAUGUACCCCAUCAACUAUACGAAAAACGUCUACAAAACGGAAGAUGGAUCGCUACAUUUCGUGAACAGUGAAGAAGAAGACAACGGUAGAUACGAGUGCGUGGCCGAAAAUAAUUUGGGAUCGCAUUUUUCCAACAGCAUUCAGUUAUAUGUUAAAGUUCGGCGGGUGCCACCGACUUUUACGAUUCCGCCGCCAAGUGUGCAGGAGGUGAUGCUCGGCGCGCCGCUCACCCUGACCUGCGUGGCUGUUGGCUCUCCCAUGCCGAGCGUCAGGUGGCUCAAGGACGAGGGCACCGACCUCACGCCAGAGGACAACAUUCCAGUCGGGAAAAAUGUGCUGGAGCUCAAGGAGGUCAAGCAAACAGCAAACUACACGUGCAUCGCUUCCAGCAACAUUGGCACCAUCGAGGCUAGAACCCUGGUCAAAGUGCAAGCUCUGCCGGGCCCGCCCGUAGACGUGACCAUUUCGGACGUGACGGCGACUUCGGUGCGGCUGUCGUGGUCACACCCAGAGCGCGACGACAUCCGCUACUACAACAUAGAAUACCGAACUAGGGGCUCUGAGUACUUCCUGGAAACGAUCAACGGAAUCAACACCCUGUACUACACGUUGCGCGGUCUCACUCCGUACACCGAGUACGAGUUUUUGGUCACUGCCAACAACGAUGUCGGAAAAGGCCCGCCUUCUUCGCCGGCAAUCAUCACCACCGGCGAGACAGAACCCGGAUCUGCACCGUGGAAUAUUCUGCCGAGGCCUCUGAGUUCGACCACGAUGGUCAUCCAGUGGGACGAGCCUGAAAUGCCCAAUGGCCAAGUGACGGGCUACAAGGUGUACUACACGCACGACCCAAGCCUUCCAAUGACGUCCUGGAAGUUUCAAAUGGUGGACAACAACAAACUGACCACCAUCAGCGAACUCACCCCUUACACCAUCUACACGAUCAGAGUGCAAGCGUAUACGAGCGUGGGCCCAGGCCCAACGUCGCUGCCUGUUCAAGUGAAGACGCAGCAGGGAGUUCCUGGGCAGCCCCAAAAUCUUGAGGCCACAGAGGUAGACGAGACAACAGUUUUGCUCAACUGGAGCAAGCCUCUGACCUCCGGAGACAAUAUCGUCAGCUACGAACUCUACUGGAACGACACCUACGAUAAGGAAAAACACCACCGGCACAUCCCCGUGUCGACGGCGUACCGACUGACCAACCUUUACCCGAACACGCUCUACUUCAUCUGGCUGGCGGCCAAGUCGCAGCGGGGCGAGGGCGCCACCACGAUGCCGAUUGCCGUGCGCACCAAGCAGUCUGCUCCGACCGCGUCGCCGCAGAACGUGACGGCCGUGGCCGAGGGCCCGAGGGCCAUCCGCGUCAGCUGGCAGCCGCCGCCGGUGCAGCAGCAGAACGGCGAGGUGGUGCUCUUCAAGGUGUACCUGGUCAGCAACGCGCAGUCCGACUCGGAUGCCACAGUAAUCAGUGUGAAUGGCUCGGCGCGUAGUCUUUUCAUAGACCAGCUGGCCCAGUACACGGACUACCGCGUGUGGGUGGCGGCCAGCACCAGUGUCGGCGACGGACCCUCCAGCCGCCCACUCAACAUCAAAACCGACGAGGACGUGCCGGGAGACCCGCAGGACGUGAAGGCCAUCAUUCUCAACUCGACCACCAUCAAGGUUGAGUGGCUGCCACCUCUGGAAAAGGACCGGCACGGCGUCAUCAGGGGCUACCACAUCCACGUUCAAGAGGCCAAGGAGGAGGGCAAAUCAAUCAUGACCACUCCGAUCCGCUUCGACAUUCUGGAAAACUCGACUCGCGAGCACAUCGUCAGCGGUCUGCAACCGGACACCAAAUACUCGGUGCAGGUUGCAGCCCUGACCAGGAAGGGCGACGGCGACCGGAGCGAACCCAAAAUCAUCAAAACGCCUGGGGGAGUGCCGAACCGGCCGGCCAUGAACCUGACGGUUAUUGACGAGGAGCCUGCGGCAGGUCUCGCAGUCCAGCUGCACUGGGGCAACCCUUCGCAAACGUACGGCGAGCUGAUCGGAUUCCGGAUCAUCUAUGGCGCCAGAGAGCUGAACAAAAGCACUGAAAUUUUUAAGACUGCCUCUGAACACAAACACAAGUUCCGCGAUUUGGAGCGUGGUGUCGAGUACGAAUUCCGUCUGGCUGGGCAAAACGUGGUCGGCUUCGGCCAGGAGAGCGUCCGUCACUUUUUAACACCAGAAGGUGUGCCAACCGGCUCUCCCUUCAACCUGACGCACCGCUUCCUCACGCCUGACAUCGUUUCCUUGUCCUGGCAUCCGCCGCCACGCAGCAAGCGCAACGGCAAAAUCAACAGAUACGACGUCAGAUUCCAGAAAUUCGGCUCGUCGGAACCCACAAGUCUGCGAAACACCACCACCAAUAAGGCUGUCUUUGGAGAUUUGGAAGAAGGUGCUCAGUACCUUUUCAGCGUUAGAGCUCACACAUCCAAAGGCUCUGGUCCUUGGAGUGAAAAUUCCCAACUCGUCGUGGACAAGGAAGGCGUCCGAGCGCCCCUCGCGGUCAACGCGGCUGCCACUACGGACUCGAGCGUUGAGGUUUGGUGGGAAACCGUGCCAAUUCGAGGAAAGUUGAUCGGCUACCAGGUUUUUUACACCAUGACGCCUGUGGAAGACUUGGAAGUGUGGUCGCAGAAGUCGGUUGGCCUCACCAACUCUGUCGAGCUUGUCAAUCUGGAGAAAUACGCACAGUACGCGAUUGCUGUGGCUGCCAGAACCAAAUCGGGUCUGGGAAAGCUGUCUGAAAAGAUGACUGUGAAAGUGAAGCCUGAGGACGUGCCGCUGAACCUGCGUGUGACCGACACGAGCACGCACUCAAUAGUGCUCUCGUGGUCCCCGCCAAUCCGAUCAAAUCCUGUUAACUACAAGAUCACUUUGGAGUCGACCAAGCAGUUUGUGGACGCGCAGGGCAUCACCCAGACGGCGCAUAUCAUGCCCAGGACCAUCCUCGUGGAAAACAGCGUCACCAGCUACCUGGUCAACGACUUGUCGCCUUUCACCACCUACAAUGUCAACGUCAGUGCUAUUCUCACUGACCAGCAGUACAAACCACCCGCAAAGAUCACCGCUACAACGCAGAUGGCUGCUCCUCAGCCAAUGGUGAAGCCUGACUUGUACGGAGUAGAAAAUGAAGAGAUGAUUCAAGUGAUUUUGCCGCAAGCGUCAGAAGAAUUCGGCCCCAUCAGCCACUACUUCCUGAUUGUGGUGCCUGAGGACAAAUCCAACGUUCACAAGUAUCCUGAUGCCUUCCUCACUGAUGAUUUGCUGGCCGGCAAGGGAAAGAAGGGAGACCGCGAAAACGCUCCAUACAUUGCUGCUAAAUUCCCUCAAAGAAACAUUCCUUACACAUUCCCGUUGGGUACAGGCGAGACGCACGAUGGCUACAUCAACCGGAAGCUCAUUCAAGGGAAGAGGUACAGGAUAUUCGUCCGUGCGGUCGUCGAUACGCCUCAAAAGCACCUGUACACGUCGAGUCCGUUUUCGGAGCCGCUGAGCCUGGACAUGCGUCAGGUUCCACCUGGGGAGCCGCCGCGUCGGCCAAGUCCGGACAUCACAAUCAACAGCUCGAAUGACGUCGGCGUGCAGCCGAGUAAAGCCGAAAUGUGCCUCUUGUGCAUUCUGGGCCCAGUGGCCGCCGGCCUCUUCUUGGCCAUCCUCGUCGUCUUGAUCAUGUUCAGAAGUCGGAGGCGUCGGCCGUGCAAGUCGCCGGAGCAGGCGGCCGUGUUGGCACCGCUGAUGUCCAGUCCUGAAGCCCUGAGCUCGCUGCCCAUCGCCCCAUCGGACCCUGUCGAGAUGAGGAGACUCAAGUUCCAAACUCCAGCCAUGAUGUCCCAUCCGCCAAUUCACAUCGCCGACUUGGCUGACCACAUCGACAAUCUCAAGAAUAACGACAAUCUCAAGUUUUCCCAGGAAUACGAGUCCAUCGAGCCUGGACAGCAGUUCACGUGGGACAAUUCCAACCUAGACACGAACCGCAGCAAGAACCGAUACGCGAACGUGAUCGCGUACGACCACAGCCGCGUGAUCCUGAACUGCAUCGACGGAGUGCCAGGCUCGGACUACAUCAACGCCAACUACUGCGACGGCUUCCGCAAGCAGAACGCGUACAUCGCCACGCAGGGUCCGCUGCAGGAGACGUUCGCCGACUUCUGGCGCAUGUGCUGGGAGGCACGGGCGGCCUCCAUCGUGAUGAUGACCAAGCUGGAGGAGCGCGCCAGGAUCAAGUGCGAUCAGUACUGGCCCUCCAGAGGCUCCGAAACCUACGGCAACAUCACGGUCACCGUCAAUGACACACAGGAGCUGGCCACCUACUGUAUCAGAACCUUCCAGGUGGCGAAAGCGGGAGUGCCGGAGCGGCGGGAAAUGCGACAGUUCCAGUUCACAGCAUGGCCCGACCACGGAGUUCCGGACCACCCGGCUCCAUUCCUGCUCUUCUUGCAGCGCGUGCGGUUUCUCACGCCAAACGAGUGCGGGCCGAUGGUGGUGCACUGCAGCGCCGGGGUCGGACGCACCGGUUGCUUCAUCGUCAUCGACUCGAUGAUCGAGCGCCUCAGGAAUGACAAGAUGAUCGACAUUUACGGCCACGUCACAUGCCUGAGAGCGCAGAGAAACUACAUGGUUCAGACUGAAGACCAAUACAUUUUCAUUCACGACGCUCUGCUCGAGGCCGCCAUGUGCGGCAACACUGAAGUGCCUGCCCGGAGUCUCCAUCAACAUUUGGAGGCUCUGCUGCAAACCGACGUCGGCGAGAGCACCACGGGCAUGGAAGCCGAAUUCAAGAAAUUAUCCACAAUAAGGGUGGACGCGACGCGUUUCGUGAGCGCCUCGUUGGCCUGCAACAAGUCGAAGAACCGGCUGGUGCACAUUCUGCCGUUCGAGUCGUCGCGCGUGAGCCUGCAGCCGGUGCGAGGCGUCGAAGGCUCCGACUACGUCAACGCCAGCUUCAUCGACGGCUACAAGUACCGCGGCGCGUACAUCGCCACGCAGGGCCCGCUGCCCGAGACGGUCGAGGACAUGUGGCGCAUGCUGUGGGAGCACAACUCGACCAUCGUCGUCAUGCUCACCAAGCUCAAGGAAAUGGGCAGGGAUAAAUGUCAGCAAUACUGGCCGAGUGACAGGUCGGUGCGCUACAGUUUCUUUGUGGUGGAUCCCAUCGCUGAAUACAACAUGCCUCAAUACGUACUCAGAGAGUUCAAGGUGACAGACGCCAGAGAUGGUCAGUCGAGAACUAUUAGACAAUUCCAGUUUGUAGACUGGCCGGAACAGGGUGUUCCCAAGUCUGGGGAAGGCUUCAUAGAUUUCAUAGGGCAGGUGCACAAGACCAAGGAGCAGUUCGGACAAGAAGGGCCUAUCACUGUCCACUGCAGCGCCGGGGUGGGCCGAACGGGCGUGUUCAUCGCGCUGAGCAUCGUGCUGGAGCGGAUGCAGUACGAGGGCAUCGUGGACGUGUUCCAGACGGUGCGCAUCCUGCGCACGCAGCGGCCCGCGAUGGUGCAGACGGAGGAGCAGUACCAGUUCUGCUACCGCGCCGCCCUCGAGUACCUCGGUUCGUUCGACCACUACGCCGCCUGAAAAGCAGCAUUUAUUUCCGGCGCACGCGCGGAAAGACACAUACAGACACUUUACAUAAGUACUUGUGCAAGCUGAGAGUCUCAAGCUCGACUUUGGAAAUGAAAAGAUUGAUUUAUUUACAUUACACGCUCGUCCGAUCUUUUUGAUAUUUUAUAAGAAUUCGUCUUUGGUGCCAUUUUCAUGUUGUAUAUUUUUUUCUCUAUUUUGAUUAACGUUUAUAUAUAUUUUUUGGUUCUUCCUGUGAUCAGUCUCGUUUACACACACGUUUUGGUUUCUGGUUUUGAAAUUUGUGCAGCUCAAAAGUCUGGGGAAAGGCACAAAAGUGAUAAUCUUAACUCUCUUAUCGCCACACGCAGUGUCAUUAUAACCGAAAAGCCCGUAAAUGUUAUAAAAGGUGGUCUUCCUCGUUGUCAACCGGUGCAUUUCAUUUCGUUGUGGUUAUUAUUAUUAUGUAUUCACAAGAGUACGUCGGUGUCUGUGAGGUAUAUAAGGUGUAAACUAAUCGACAAACAAACACAAACAAACAAAAACCACCCAGGUAGCUAUAUUGAUCGUGUAAAUACUCUAUCAGGUAAUUAGCAACCUCCGCAACAAACAAGUGCUCACUCUAGUAGAAAACAAACAAAUCCCACACUACCACAUUCGGCGAAAAUGAAUCGAUACGGAACUUUGUUGCGCAGCAAUAAAAAAAUGAUUUUCCAAGCGCUUCGCUGCACGUUUUGUUCGGCUGCUUGAUUCAGUUUUGUGACGAAACACAAUAUUCGCGCUGAAAACGCGAGGACUCACAACUUCCAUUCCACUCGAAACGAAGAAGAAGAAGAAGAAAAACCCAAGAAGAACAAUUUGUAGCGAGUAAGGAUUAAGGCAUCAUUCGGCUGCAUUUUUAUACACCGUGUUUUUGGAUCACUACAAAUUUAUUAGUGUAUGCGUAUUUACGAUGCAAAAGUGCUUUAAUUUUAUCUCACGAUCCUCAGUACUUCAGUAAGGGCCUUUAUUUAGACUUAAAUAUAUUCUAGAAAUGCAUUUCGUUGGAUGAGAAGAAGAAGAAAUAAAGUGACUCUUCUUGUGUAAUUCUAACAACAUUAAAAACUUACUCUAUAAAAAAUUCUUGCCCCUUGUUUAAAAGAUGCGGCAAGAACAAACAAACAAACAAACAUAUUAUUCUGUCAAAGUGAGAUAUUGGCAGGUAAAUAAACAAAUCCAUAAUCAUUA